GUUAGUUGUUUGUUGUGAUUAUACCUUUUGACAACUUUUUAUCAACCCUUGAUUUUACUUUUUCUUUUUGUGUGUGUGUGUGUGCUGUCGUUCAACGGCAGUUUCUUUUUGCAUUGUUAUUCAUUUAUUUAUUUGUUUUGGUUAACUUUGCUCUGUGGUUGAUGUUCUCUGAGAGAAGGAGGGAGGGUGAGAGAGAGAGAGUGAGUGAGAGAGUAAGAGAGAGAGAGAGAGCUCUGAGUCACAGUGGAUGUUUUUUUUUAACGUUUUAAGUUUUGACAGUCGCGGGUGAGCGUCUCUGUAAGAGGUCACCCAGUGCGUAUGUGUGGAUGAGAGAGAAAACGAGGUGCCUGAUGGGACAAGUGAAGGUGUAACAACCAACCCCUGAGGAUCAAGAGGUACAGAAACACCGGAGGAGAGGACCUGGCACCAUGAUUCGCAAAGAGUCAAAAAGCAGCAGGAAGUCCCGUCAGGAGGGUGGAUGUGUGAUAAAGCACAAGAGACCGGUGCAGAGGAGAAUGACAUGUCCCAGUCCUCAGGAGAUCAGCCGAGCUCUACAGAGCCCACCGGCUCACCCUUCGUUCCGCGCUGCCAGCCUGGAUGAGCUCAUCGUCCGAUGCCUUCACUGCUUCGACUCGGAUGGAAAGUUGAACAGAGGGACGCAGCUUGUUCACAUGACCCUAAUGAUGCAUAACUGGGUCGUACCGUCACACAUCUUCGCCCAUAAGCUACUUUCUUUAUAUAAAGAUUGUCCCGCAGAAAAGAGGACUCAGAGACGAUCCCAAAUCUGCCACUUCAUCAGGCAGUGGAUAACUCAGUUUCGGUUGAUGUUUGAGAUGGACCCUAUGUUAGAAGAAGCGAUGGGAGACCUCUGGGCUCUGGUCAGGGUUGAAGGAAACGAUUCACACAAUCAGCUCUUCAAUUCACCCUACAUUAAUCCUCCAGUGAACGUAUCUCAAACUGAAUCUCCCUCAGUAAAGAAAAGGAAGGUUUCGUUACUGUUCGACCACAUGGAGCCAGAUGAAAUGGCUGAACACCUCAGCUACUUAGAGUUCAAAAACUUCUGCAACGUCUCAUUCCUGGACUAUCGUAGUUACGUGGUUCAUGGUUCAGUGAGGCACAAUCCGGCCCUCGAGCGCUCUGUCAUGCUCUGUAACGGAGUCUCUCAGUGGGUCCAGCUCAUGAUCCUCAACAGACACACACCACAACAGCGAGCAGAAGUCUUCACUAAGUUCAUUCAUGUAGCACAGAAGCUGAGAGCCCUGCAGAAUUUCAAUACUUUGAUGGCGGUUAUAGGAGGACUGUGUCACAGCUCCAUUUCUCGUCUUAAAGAUACAGCCAGCCUGCUUUCCUCUGACGUCACAAAGACUCUCAGUGAGCUUACAGAGCUGCUGUCAUCCUACAGCAACUAUUCGAACUACAGACGGGUGUACAGCGAGUGCACCGGAUUCAAGGUGCCCAUCUUGGGCGUUCAUCUCAAAGAUCUGAUCUCCCUCAACGAAGCGCUUCCAGAUUACCUGGAGGACGAUAAGAUCAACCUGGGCAAACUGCAGCAUUUAUACAGCAACAUUAGCGACUUGCUGGCCAUCCAUGACUGCACCCCGCCAUUUGAAGCCAACAAAGACUUACUGCACCUGCUAACGCUCUCGCUAGACCUGUAUUACACUGAGGAUGAGAUAUACGAGCUCUCCUACGCCAAGGAACCCAAGAAUCCCAAAAUUCAGCCUGUAGCUCCAGUGAAGCCUCCCGUUGUAGCGGAGUGGGGAUCGGGAGUGACUCCUCGUAUGGACCCUGCCACCAUCUCCAAGCACGUUAAGCAGAUGGUAGAUUCCAUCAUGAAGAACUACGACUUGAACAUGGAUGGCUACAUUUCACUGGAGGACUUUGAGAAGAUCGCCGCAAACUUUCCCUUCUCGUUCUGCACACACGAGAGCGACAGAGAAGGAGAAAUAAGCAGAGAUGAAAUAACUUCCUAUUUCAUGCGAGGGAUGUCAGUGUGUGCUAAGCUUGGCGUCAGCCUUCACAACUUGCACAACUUCCACGAGACCACGUACAAGAGGCCGACAUUCUGCGACACCUGCGGAGGAUUUUUAUGGGGAGUCAUAAAGCAAGGCUACCACUGCAAAGACUGUGGAGUGAAUUGUCAUAAGCACUGUAAGGACGGUGUGGGAAUGGAGUGUUUGAAGAUGUUACAGGUGACCAGUAGCCCAUGUCCCUACACCCCUGGCCCUGGAUCAGGCACCCACACUAAAGGCAACUGGGGCUCCGAGGAGGAAGCGUUCAUCUUUCCUAAUGGAAACGGAUCCGAGCACUCCAAAGGCCAAACUUCGUCAGACAGCGACGCAGAGGCAUCCACGUUAUCAGACAUAUCCACUCAAACAGACCCAGGAGUUUGGACGCCGGUGGGUAAACGGAAAGACCGUCUGCGUUCUCUAAAACAUCCACCUCUUGAAAAGAUUGUUCUUGACGUUCGUUAAAUGUGAUGCAAUUCUGCCUGGAAGGACUAAUGCAAGGGAUUUUAUUUAAGGAAUUAAGAGCUUGUUUGAAACCGUAUGAAUGGUAAGAACUCUCUAUGCACCAGCAACGACUGCCAGUGAGGAGCACAUCAACAGACCUCGCAUCUCCACAAGUAUCCAAAGGUGGACCGCUACUGUACAGUAUAUCACUGAUCUCACUACCACUUGACUAAAUGGACUUUCUUGCCUUUAACUAUGAAGAGGUGCUUACUGCAAGAACUGUGCGUUGUCAACCAUAGCCUUAAUAUUCACAUUGGUGGAAAAAAAUCAACAGAGUUGUUCAUUUAAACAACAAGAAUGUAUCUCCACUGUUAAGGGAUGUUUGCUUUUGGUGCUGAUAUAAUACCCACAAUGCAUCAUUGUGCCUUAUGCAAUGAACAAUUCACUGAGCAGUAGACAAUGGGUCUUAUGUAACUUGUUAUAUUCAACAACUGUCCCGUCGCAAUUCAACAUCAUCACAAUCUGUUUCAUUAGCGCUCAUUGCUAUGAACUGAAUAGAUGUCUCAUUUAGCCUGCUUGCACACAUCCAUCAGCACUAAUGAAAGGAGAGGGGUGAACUGAGAUGAACCAUGAAUAUUGUGGAGCUAUUCAAUUGUGUUUUUCUAAUAUCGUGUCUGUGAAAUAUUUUGUCCUCUACAACUUGAAUGUCUGUUUUACUAAAUCUUGAAUUUAGGCUAUAGAUUUUUAUUUAUUGCGGAUUGAUAAAUCUGAAGUAUUUUCCAUAAAGCACUGCCUGAUGUGAUUAAAAAAUACAUGGGAAAAUGA
Messenger RNA from Paramisgurnus dabryanus, 3278 nucleotides. The record is from RefSeq and is a predicted model, not a curated record. Lineage: Eukaryota; Metazoa; Chordata; Actinopteri; Cypriniformes; Cobitidae.